ACUAUAUUUGUAAUUCAAAAAACUCUAAAUUAUCAAACAAAAAUGACCAAAUCCAUCGUUUGUGCUUUCUUCAUCAUUUUUAUUCUAGGGAUGAUGGUGAAUGAGAUUGAAGGACAAAAACAAGGAUGCAACGAGGUUUUAAAAGAAGUAGAUUGUGGUGCUGGUAGCUGUAGCGCUCUGUGCCUACAGAAACGGAAGGGCUUGGGUCGAUGCGUCACACCAAAAGGCAAUGACACCCUCAAAUGCUAUUGUUAUUAUCCUUGCGUUUAAAGUUUUUAUUUUAUUUUAUUUUAU
This is a messenger RNA of Camelina sativa (false flax), 294 nucleotides long. Its product is annotated as defensin-like protein 141. The record is from RefSeq and is a predicted model, not a curated record. NCBI's taxonomy places the organism in Eukaryota, Viridiplantae, Streptophyta, Magnoliopsida, Brassicales, Brassicaceae.